This is a messenger RNA of Apis cerana (Asiatic honeybee), 5394 nucleotides long. Its product is annotated as juvenile hormone esterase. The record is from RefSeq and is a predicted model, not a curated record. Lineage: Eukaryota; Metazoa; Arthropoda; Insecta; Hymenoptera; Apidae.
AAUAUAUGAGGUUUAUACGAUAUAUGUAUAUAUUUGUUGAACUAAAGUAGAUUUUAUGUGAGAAAUGUAAACUUUUUUUUUAAUUUAAAUUUAAAAACUUAAAAAUCAAUUAUUCAAAUAAUCCUCGCGUUCGAUCCAGGCGAUCAAUCAGCGAUGAAAUUUUCGGUUUCGUAUAAUAAAUGCCUUAGUUUUGAUAAUCUUUUAAUUGUGUUGGAGAAUAUAUAGAACUGUUUGCAGAUUCGUUGGCCUAUGAAAACCGUGUAACAUAAUUUUGUCUCAGUGUAAUCUAAAUCAAAUUGCAAAUAAAUUGUGUUAACGAAAUGUCAAGCGCUUGUUGUUGAAUUAUUUGCCACGUUGACUGUUGAAUCUGUGGAAUGUAAUAAUAUGAACGAUAGCGUCGAGAGUAUUAUAAUUUACGUAUUUUGAACCAAUUAGACGCUUUUAUUUAUUUUUUUAUUUUUAACUCGGAAAGGAUGAUCUUGAAACUCAAAAAAUAAUAUGCGAAAAAUGCUACGAGUUCCAAAAAAUCUUUGUUUUCUUUACAUUGUUUAAAAUAUUAAAAUUAAAAUCGCUUCUUGACGUAUGGCAAUUGGAUAAGAAAAUUUACCCUCACCGCAAUAUUAUUAAUUAACUUUCUUCUUGAUCCUAUCCUACAAUAAAACUCCCUCCCCCCUCCCUCUCUUCCAAAAUUAUGCAAUAUUAAGAAGCCUUUAACUACCUAAAUCCCAUCCUUCCUACGUAAAUCCCACCAAACUUACCCCUUCCAUCUAAAAACAACUUCCACCCGACGUAUAAAGCUUCCUGAAAUUCGAGCAACCCCUCGAAAUCAUCAGAACCAGCAUCCCUGCGUUUUCUAACUCCAUGAAGUCGUAAAGAACGAGUGUUCAUCUCGAUGUAAUACACCCCUCGAACGUACACCCUUUUAUUUAAUCGUCAAGAUACAGAAAUUCCAGAAGAAACGUAACAUCCAAUUUGAAAAAAAUUCAAAGAAUUUUUCGCAAAAUAUUUGUUCCUUCUUUAAUCCCUUCCUUUUUCAACCAUAAAGAUAAAAAAGGAAUCGAAGAUGGCCUCUAAACUUAUUUAAACGUACUCAAACGAAUCAUCGUCCAGACAGAUAGGCAAUAUUAUUCGCAAAAUAUUUGUCCCUUCUUUAAUCCCUUCCUUUUUCAACCAUAAAGAUGAAAACGAAUCGAAGAUGGCCUCUAAACUUAUUUAAACAUAUUCAAACGAAUCAUCGUCCAGACAGAUAGGCAAUAUUACAACGAAAAAAGAAGAAAGAAUUUUUAUUUUUCGAAAACCAAUCGUUUCUUCUAUGAAAUAUAACCAAUCUGCUAAAAUAUAUAACUAUAAUCGUAACGCAACAUGUAUAACGCCAGGAUUGUGGUUACCAGCAAUUAGAACGGCAACCCAUUUUCACCGGAAGGCAAAGGAGCGAAUGAAGCAGGGAGAUUGGAGGCAGGCAACACGGCAUAACUAAUGACGAGGAGAUAAACUGCUUGGUAAACGACGCGUAACGAAGGUGGCGCGGAGAUUCCGCGCAGAAACGGAAAUACCCAGGGGAUGCCCCUUGUAAAGGAAAUUGUUGAAGGAUCCCGGCCGGAAACCACUCUUCUGCCCGCGUUCAGUCGUGGAAAAAAUGGAACAAGCCAUGCUGCGAGCGAAAUUUUUAACAAUUAUUUUCUCCAGGCACAUCUUGUAACUCUCCUCGUGCAAAUAAUGGAAAUAAUUUUAAGGAAAUUUGGUAUUAUAAGUUAAAAUUUUCUAAUUGAUUUAAAUUGGAGAAUUAUUUCGACUUUAAAUUUAUUUUGUCGAAAGUCGUUUAAUCGUUUUCUUCGUAUUAUUGACAUUUAUUAUGGAGAAAUACGAACGAAAGUAAGAAGAUAUUUAUUUUUGAGAUGAAAUUUAGUAUUAAUAAAAUUUGUAAUUGGUUAAAUUUUUGAAAAUUAUUUAUAUUGACUGUAAUUUAUUUUAAUCGAUUUUGCCUCGAUUUUUAAAAAAGUUACGCGAGCUAAUGUUCCUUCUCAUGUUCUCAAAAUAAAAGAGAACAGUCGUCAAGAUUUACUUGAUUAUUUACUCUAUUUAUUUUACUAUAAUAUAUUUUACUAUGCUACGUUUUUUAUCUUAUCUCUUAUCAGUGUUUGAUUUGGCGUUAAUUUAUCUGUCUAAUAAUUUGAUUCUCUGUAAAUACAAUUUUGCUUGUUUUACAAAAAAGAAAAAACGAAAAGGAUUAUAAUUCAUCCCGAUUUACAAGUUUUUAAUAUAAAACUUUCAGAAUCCGAUCCAUUUGUAAUCGAACGAACAAUGGAUACAAUACGGUAAAUAACAUCACGGAUAUGGAAGACUAGAUUCAAAGUUUUCAUGUUUAUCAGCAAGCUUCAUUGGACAUGACCGAAUUCGUAAGUAUCCUUUACCCGUAGAUAGGAGUUUAAUAACGUGGAAUUAAGUCGAGGAAUUAGCUUAACAAAUUAUACCACUUCCCAAGUACUUUGUCCCGCUUAAUUUUCUACUUAAUUUAAUUAGUCAGCAGCAUAAGUUAAAACUCAAAUAUUCGACAAGUUUUAUCGUUAAAAAGUAUCACCUUGCUUAAACAAACAAAAUCGUAUGCUUCGCGAAUACAUGAAAUUUCACGAAUUUAACGAUCUCUAAUCUCUAAUCGAGAAACGACAUGAAGAGAAUGUAAUAAAUUUAUCGAAACAACGAUCGAAUACGUAUUUCCAUUUAAAAAGAAAAAGAAAAAAAAAGGAAGAGGAGGAAAAAAUUCAAUGUACGCACAUCUGUGACGUCUCUAGAUACAAAUGGCGAGAUAUAAAUACGAGUGAAAUAAAAUUAAAAUAAACGAAUAAAGAAAUAAUAAUCUUAUCUGUGAUAGUGUCUCAAAAUUGACAGCGAGGGGAGAAGACAUGUAUAUCGCUCGGUCAUAAAUAACAAUCGUAAACGAAACGUGAUGUAAAGUCGUUGGAUUCGUGUAUAAUUUGUCUUAUACGAUCGUACACAAUUAUGGAAGCGUCGAAACAACGUCGUUUUAUAUAACGUUUCGUCAACAUUCCAAAUUAAUUCAGUUCUCUUUAAUCUACUCGCGCGAAUCCGACCAACCGAUUCCGUACAAAAUUCGAUCUUCGAUUUCGCACGAUACACGAUACACAUGCACGAUCGAUGCACGCACAGUGCACACUGAAGAGAAGGAAGAGGAGAUCGUGAAAUCGGGCAGUUUUUGAGGAGAGCCUUCGCCCCGCGCCUCUUUUCGAGAGCGAGCGAAUCAACUUAAUCAGCCGCUCGAUCGGUCACUGUUUUUCCAUCGCGGUUUUCGCGCUCAGAAGCGACUCAUCCUCUCAUCGCGCGCCUCUGGUCGAACCGGAGCUUUUCGAGAAAAUUUUUUUCGCAAAAAGGGGCAAUGGGAAGGAAUUCGAUCGAUAAUUGUUCGUUGGGUUUGUUAAUUGCGCUGGCUGCGGCGGUUGUGACCGGUUUUAACUGGAAUACGAGGGUGACGACCAAGUUUGGCGACAUUAAGGGACUUUGGAGCAGAAGCACGAGAGGGAGGCUCGUGGCGCAUUAUCUGGGUAUUCCUUACGCUCAACCGCCCCUGGGCGACUUGAGAUUUAGGAGCCCUCAGCCAUGGAAUCGAAGGUGGAACGGGACUUUCGAAGCUACGAAGAAUAGCCCAUCGUGCUAUCAGAUGUCAAAGGAUGGGAUGAUUGGAGAAGAGGAUUGUCUCUAUCUCAAUGUUUACGUGCCGAAAGAAAUUUCAGAAAAGAAGGAGAAAAGUGGGCUUCCGGUAAUGGUAUACGUAUACGGUGGAAAAUUCUCCACUGGUAAUGCUAGCAGCGACAAAUUUCCACCAAAUUAUAUAAUGGAUCAGGAUGUAAUCUUGGUUCUGAUGAAUUAUCGUGUAAAUAUUUUAGGAUUCUUCAGCACUGGCAGCAGAGCCAGCCCAGGUAACUACGGUCUAAAAGACAUCGUGCAGGCGUUGCGUUGGGUCCAGGAAAACAUCCGCUCGUUCAAUGGGAAUCCGAAGAAAGUGACCCUGUGGGGUCACAGCGCUGGCGCUGCAGCCGUUCACAUGUUGGCCCUUAACAAAAAGACGGAGGGAUUGUUCAACAGGUACAUCCUGCAAAGCGGGUUCGCCGUCAGCCCUUGGGCCAUGAAUCCCAGAAGCUUGAUGAGAAGGGUGGCGCUCGAUACAGCCAACCAUCUUCAUUGUCUUCCUUCGAAAAGGAGGGAGAAGGAGGAUAAGGAGUGCAAGGAAAUGGGGAAUGAGACGAGUCGGGAGAAGGAAAGAGCGAUGUAUACUCCGGAUGUGGCGAUUAGUGGAAGUGGAAUGGAAGAUGGGACGGAAAAAUACAGCGAGGAGGAGGAGGAAGAAAUGAUGAAGUGUUUGAGGAAUGUUAAAGUCGAAGAGUUGGGGAAUAUACUGGAUCGUUAUUACAAUGUAUUGAAUAAGCCAUGCUGCCUCUUUAAACCGACCAUCGAGGAGGAAUCAAACGACGCUGUCGUGACGAUGCAUCCCUUAACAGCGAUGAAAAACCGCUUAUUCAGGGAUAUACCAUUUAUUAUGGGAGUGGUUCAGGAAGAAGGACUCAUAAAUACGAUCGAAUACGUGACGGACACCGCCUGCCAAGAUGAACUGAUAAAUAAUUUCGAGACACAUGUGGCCCGAUUGACGAACUACAAUUGGAUAAUUUCAAACUUCACACCGUUGGCCGAGCCCAUAGAGAAAUUCUACUUCGACGGGGACGUGUUCUUGACGGAGAGGAUUCAAAAUAUCACGAACGUUUCAACCGACGGCUUCCUAUUUUACUCGGCGUAUCAAACGUUGAAGUACCAAUCGAAAGUGAUGAAUUCGAGCACGUAUUUUUAUUUGUUCAACUACAAGGGCACGUUCAACUACCUUUUAACCCUUGGAUACCAAACCUAUUACGGAGUGACGCACACCGACGACUUGAACUACUUAAUACCUACGUUGAACGUGAAAUUAAAGGAUCUAAUGUUGCACAAUACCGAGGACGAUGUCACUAUGAUCAACAUAAUGACCGAAUUGUGGGCCAAUUUCGCGAGCACGGGUGUGCCGAGCGCUUGGAGAAUAUCCUCGUGGCCUGACUACAAGGAUAGCGAGCGGUUCUUCUUGAUCGGGGAUGGAAAAGUCCCGAACGUCACCGUGGGGGACACGUUUUUCCAGGAACGAAUGGAAUUUUGGGACCAAUUAUACGCAAACAUAACGCCGUACCUAAACUUUGUAAAAGUUUCCAACGAGGCUUCCAUGAACGGUUGCGUGCGAAUAUUGUUCUAUCUGACAUCGAUCUUAUUCACGAUCUUUCCAUAAGUGAAACUCAACUAUACACACACACAUAUAUAUAUAUGUAAUAUGCAUUUCAAUAUAGACUAACGAACAAAGAACAA